CGGGGCGGCUGAACUAAUAAGACCCCCUUUGCCCUCACAAUUACAACUAUUUCAACCAUGUAAGGCGAUUUUAGCAAGAGAAUGGCCUGCAAACCGUGGAUAAGGGUUCGAUUUGUAAAAUCGCGAAAAGAAGGAUGUUUUUGUGGUAAAGUGCGCAGACGCGGUUCCAUUUUCCUAUCGCCAUUACCGACCUUCCCUAGCUUUAAAACCCUAGAGCAGCAGCCAAUUUUUUUCAGCUCGCGGGUGUUGCUCGUCGCCGAUCCUGGUCGAAACGCUAGUUCCAGUACUAAUAGGCUUGAGUGCAUGGCGCAGAGGGAGGAGGAGACGGAGAUCCGGGUGACGGAGACGCUUACCCUUUGUGUUAACAACUGCGGGUUCUACGGCAACCCGGCGACCAAGAACAUGUGCCAAAGCUGCUUCCAGGCUGCUCAUGCCAGACCGCCAUCUCCUCUGCGCCCGACAAGCUCGGCGAUAGCUAGAUCCGGAGAGAUCCGGUCGGCUGGACCAGCGGAGAAGGGGAUUGACGCGGCUGUGGGAGAACAAGCGGAAACCAAGGUCACGGCAGCUCAGGCGAGGGUGUCAAACAGGUGUUCGGGGUGCCGGCGAAAGGUGGGGCUGACGGGUUUCCGCUGCCGUUGCGGGGAGCUGUUCUGCGGAGAGCACAGGUACUCCGACCGUCAUGAUUGCAGCUUUGACUACAAGGCUGCCGGCCGAGAGGCCAUCAGCCGGGAGAAUCCAGUUGUCAGAGCAUCCAAGAUCGUCAAGAUUUGAUCUCCCAAUAAAGAUUAAAGAGGUUUCUGCUGAUGCAUGCUUGUUCUCUCUGAGGGAGGGAGAUAGAGACGAACUAAAGAACUAUUGUUAUACGAUCAAAUCAGUGAGAGAUGGAUGGACUUCUUUUUUAUUGCCUUCUAAAUAGAAUUUAAUUUAUUGGAAAAGAUGAGAGAUGAAAGUCCUCGUAGUUGUGAAUGUUCUAGUCAUUGUAUUCUCUGAUACAAAAUGGUGAAUUAUGCGCUUUUAUGUA
Messenger RNA from Dendrobium catenatum, 1021 nucleotides. Its product is annotated as zinc finger A20 and AN1 domain-containing stress-associated protein 5-like. The transcript has a single exon. The record is from RefSeq and is a predicted model, not a curated record. Gene Ontology annotation, biological process: protein ubiquitination. Bases 82 to 771 code for a protein of 229 amino acids. Gene Ontology annotation, molecular function: DNA binding; zinc ion binding; ubiquitin-protein transferase activity. NCBI's taxonomy places the organism in Eukaryota, Viridiplantae, Streptophyta, Magnoliopsida, Asparagales, Orchidaceae.